AUGGAGCUGCAGCGGCGAGUAUUGCUUCUGACGUGGACUUUCUUUCUGACCUUCGACGUUGUCAUCAACGCUGAAGCAUCUCAAUGUAUCCAAGAAACAACUCCAGAGAACGAGAAUGAGAAGGUUAAAGAGUUGUUUAAGACUCUUAACAACACAUAUCUUUAUCGGAAAGACACCAAAUCUUCCAAUGAAACUUCGCUGGUUGGAAAACCGACCACAUGUUUGUGGAUGUUCUGGCAGACAAAGGCGAACAUAUCUAACGCCAGCAUCUUUUUGACCUACACAAAUGAAAGGAACAGAACGAUAAUCGAUUUACUAUCCGCGAAAAGUGAAUCUGAAAACACCUUAGAGUUUACGUUCACUGAGGUGGCUUUAGAAGAGUUCCAGAACAGGACGGUGAAAUAUGAGGUUCUGAGUACGAAUUCUUCUUGUAGCAUUUUAAAGAAACCAAAAACCAGCUCAGAAAAGUGUGCGUACUGGGUCCUGUACACGGGUGGAGGUGGCAAGGUUGCAAAAUCGUGCAAACCGCCCAGGAAUCAUACGUGCGAUGUAGAGAUACACACCCUCCGAAACCCUGGGAGAUGCAAGGAAAAGCGCUGA
Messenger RNA from Ixodes scapularis (black-legged tick), 600 nucleotides. RefSeq lists its product as uncharacterized. The transcript is spliced from 5 exons. Lineage: Eukaryota; Metazoa; Arthropoda; Arachnida; Ixodida; Ixodidae. The record is from RefSeq and is a predicted model, not a curated record. The coding region runs from base 1 to 600 and encodes 199 amino acids.